GGAAGGAAGCGUUCCCUUUAACAGGACCCAGCUUUUAAAUAAAGUUCCCUUUAUUUCUGCGCGCUGUCAUGGCUGCGCCCAUGAGUGGGGAGAGCUGCUGGUUUGUGGCUUUAUCUCUCGGGGUUUCCUUCAUCAAAUGUCUCCUCAUAAAUGCUUACCAUUCCACAGAUUUUGAAGUUCACCGGAACUGGCUUGCUGUCACUCACUCUCUGCCGGUGUCCCAGUGGUACUAUGAAGCAACGUCUGAGUGGACACUGGACUAUCCUCCCCUGUUUGCUUGGUUUGAGUAUGGACUGUCGCAUAUCGCCAGAUACUUUGAUGCGGAGAUGCUGGUGGUGCAGAAUUUGAAUUAUGCGAGCUCGGCCACUGUGUUGUUCCAGAGACUGUCCGUCAUUGUCACCGAUGUGGUCUUCAUUUAUGCAGUUAAAGAAUGUUGCAAAUGUUUGCGAGAAGAGAAGGGGAAGGAUCAGCUGGGGAAGCCCUCUUUCAUCCUGGCUACACUGCUGUUGUGGAACUUUGGUCUUCUCAUCGUUGACCACAUUCAUUUCCAGUAUAAUGGUUUCCUCUUUGGUGUACUGCUUCUGUCAGUUGCACGACAUUUUCAGGGCAGACACCUGGAAGGGGCCCUCUUGUUUUCCAUCCUCUUAAAUCUGAAGCAUAUAUAUCUGUAUAUUGCACCUGCCUAUGGCAUCUUCCUGCUCAGAUGUUUCUGCUUCACUCAAAAUAAUGCAGAUGGUUCAUUACAGUGGAAGAGUUUCAGCCUUUUCCGGUUAGUAGCACUUGGAUCGAUUGUUUUGUCCACCUUUGCAGUGUCAUUUGGACCCUUCAUUAUAAUGGGACAACUUUCACAAGUCAUUUCCAGACUCUUCCCUUUCAAGCGAGGACUAUGUCAUGCCUACUGGGCACCCAAUAUCUGGGCUCUUUACAACAUAGCAGACAAAGCUCUUUCCAUUUUGGGUAUAAAACUCAAGCUGCUUGACCUUAACAAACUUCCCAAGGCCUCGAUGACCGGAGGUUUGGUUCAAGAAUUCCAGCACUCUGUUCUUCCAUCUGUGUCUCCUUUAAUGACACUUAUUUGUACAUUACUCUCAAUCCUGCCUGUUCUGCUCAGUAUGUGGAGGAGACCUAAUGGAGCCAGAGGUUUUCUGCGUUGCAUGGUUAUCUGUGCACUUGGAUCUUUCAUGUUUGGCUGGCAUGUGCAUGAGAAAGCUAUUCUGAUGGCAAUACUUCCUCUAAGUUUACUUGCAGUUGAGAGUAAGGAGGAUGCCAGGACAUUUCUGAUCCUCAGCACAACAGGCCAUUUUUCUCUUUUUCCACUGCUCUUCACAGCCCAGGAGCUGCCCAUCAAAAUUCUUCUCAUGCUGCUGUUUACAAUCUUCAGUUUCACAUCUCUGAAGAAGCUUUUCAGUAAAUCUGGCCAGCUGGUGAACUCGGUGGAAGCUGCUUAUCUUCUGGGCCUGGUUCCUCUGGAGCUCAUCUGUGAGUUUAUUUACCCACUGACUUCCUGGCAGCACACGCUGCCUUUCAUCCCCCUGCUCCUCACCUCCAUCUACUGCGCACUAGGUGUGCUCUACUCCUUUAUCAGACUCUACCUUUCAGUGCUGACUGCUGCAGACUCCAGAAGCAAAGCUAAAGCUCAGUAAGUCAUGGAGGUUGGAGGUAAUGUGGAAGGACGAUUAAAUGAUAAGUAUACAUUUUUGACCAAAAAGGGUACUUCAGGGCUUGCAUUGGACUUAUAGAGGAAGUUGUUUUCAGGGAAUGGGUGUUAUGUGUAAUUGCUAACAUUUUGUGGGGGUGCAGAGUUGCUUUCUACUGUGUGUAGUAUUUUUAAUUAAAGAAUCUCUUUUUUUUUUAAACAAAUUGAAAGAUCUCAUUCUUCAUUCUUGAUCAAGAACUUUUGGCAAAUACCUUAACAGUUAGCACCUAAACAUCGCCCCCAGUUAUUAUGAUGAACAUAAAACAAAAUACCAUUAUAAUUUUUUUACAUUUUUAUUCUGAAUAAGGCAACAACACAAUGUAUUGCAUUCCAGGACAUACUUUACCUGAAUUUCAAAGAGAUUGAAAAAUUAAUUUGUGUAUACUGCAUGAAAAAAUAAAUUUAUUUUCAUCAAGUCUUCAGACUUUACAGGUGAAGAACAGUGAAUAACGGUCACUCCAAAAAAAGUAGCCUUUGUAGAUUAGAUUCUCUGUAUACUUACAAAGCAUUGAUUCAAAAGCUUUGAUUAAAGACACCUUUAGAAAACAGUGAGUGAUCACCCUCGCACUCUUCUGAUAGUAGAAAUACAACUGCUUAAAAAUAGUAAUUAAGCAAGCUUGUCAACCAGAAGUCCCUCCAUGUUGUCUCAACAAUGGUUUCUAAGCUGAGUAACUAAACAAAGGAGAUCAGAAGCAUCAGCUAAGAUGUUCCAAAAGCAGUCUUAAGUUCAUUGAUUGAUUGAUUAAACUGCUGCUAGUUUUAAUGAGCUCUGAAGCCAUGCAAACUUGAAUAUUUGCUAAUGUACUUGAUUCAAAUGCAAAAAAUGGGGACACUGAGGAAAAUUAGUCACUUUGAUUUGAUAAGAAGAUAGCAGGUAUAUAAGCUGUGUUUGUGGAUGAAAUGCAUCUGAACUUUACUUCACUGCGUUAUAUAUUUUUGGCGAGCACCAUUUCAUAUGAUUUUUAGAGGUGUUAAAGUUAGUGAGUUAAAGCGAUAAAUUAUCAGUGCCACAAUUUUUUUAAUGCCACUAUUUGUCUGUAGUUCCAGCCUGAAGCCCAGCUGCUUGCCAGCUAUUACUACAACACUGUGACCGCAGUCCUUUCCUAAACAUUCCUAAACAUCGCUCAGUUGCUUUCGUCAAAUAAUGAACAAAAUCUGUGAAGCAGCUAUUCAAAUUUGCAUGGCUUAAUACAAUAGUUGCUCAAAGUAAAAAAGACAAAGGAGGGCUCUUAAGUACAAAUAUGCUUUGCGAGAUUGUGAUCCUUUUUUGUUUUAUUGAUUUGCUUUAUUGUUUUGAUAUUAUGGUGUUUUUACCUGAAUUUGUGUUCUGCAGUAUUUCAAAAUGAGCUUUCAGUAUAGCCGAGAUUGGUAUUGCCAUUGUUUCUUGGGAAGUUUAGAUGGCAAAGGCAAUAUUCUGUCUUCCCCUCCUCUCUGUAAACCAUUAUACAUUCUGAUAUCUCUACCACUAAUAGCAAGCCAUUCCAUUCAGUACAAAUAAGGCGCUUACCGACAUGGAAGUUGCCUAAGCACCACUUCUUCCAACAGUUCUUGGCAAACUCACAUCUGCUUUUCUUUAAAAAGCAGUACGUUCCUCUUAAUUCGUUCUCUUGCGAGUCUUGCCAGCAGUCUCCUUUGAACCUCUUAAAGCAUUAGCAGAUCAGUCCAGUGUGGCUUUACAUCUCCAACCUGUCUCCCUCAAAUUGUGCUUCUUGAAGGAACGUCACAGAUUGAGCUGCAUACACCCUUUUGUCCAAAGAAAGUCCACUUAUUCUCUCCUGUGUUUGGUUUUCAAGUAAAAUCAUGGGGGCUUUGUCUUUGUUCUGAAUUGUCUUUGCAGUAAAUCCUUAUUUGCAA
Colossoma macropomum (tambaqui) is the source of this 3550-nucleotide messenger RNA. RefSeq names its product ALG8 alpha-1,3-glucosyltransferase (gene alg8). NCBI's taxonomy places the organism in Eukaryota, Metazoa, Chordata, Actinopteri, Characiformes, Serrasalmidae. Gene Ontology annotation, cellular component: endoplasmic reticulum membrane. The coding region runs from base 69 to 1643 and encodes 524 amino acids. Gene Ontology annotation, molecular function: dolichyl pyrophosphate Glc1Man9GlcNAc2 alpha-1,3-glucosyltransferase activity. Gene Ontology annotation, biological process: protein N-linked glycosylation. The record is from RefSeq and is a predicted model, not a curated record. The transcript has 13 exons.